Rattus rattus (black rat) is the source of this 831-nucleotide messenger RNA. RefSeq names its product melanocortin 2 receptor accessory protein (gene Mrap). The record is from RefSeq and is a predicted model, not a curated record. Gene Ontology annotation, cellular component: endoplasmic reticulum; plasma membrane. The transcript is spliced from 3 exons. Gene Ontology annotation, molecular function: type 5 melanocortin receptor binding; type 3 melanocortin receptor binding; signaling receptor regulator activity. Lineage: Eukaryota; Metazoa; Chordata; Mammalia; Rodentia; Muridae. The coding region runs from base 73 to 456 and encodes 127 amino acids. Gene Ontology annotation, biological process: regulation of adenylate cyclase-activating G protein-coupled receptor signaling pathway; protein localization to plasma membrane.
AAUCAGUUACCCAAUCGUGUCUCUGGGGCUCACAGCCCGCCUCCGGGUGUGUGGCCUCUGACAGACACAGCCAUGGCCAACAGGACCGAUGCCUCUGUCCCGUUCACCAGCUAUGAAUAUUACCUGGACUACAUAGACCUCAUUCCUGUGGACGAGAAGAAGCUGAAAGCCAACAAGCACUCCAUCGUCAUUGCCUUGUGGUUGAGCCUGGCCACUUUUGUGGUGCUCCUCUUCUUCAUUCUGCUCUACAUGUCCUGGUCAGGCUCCCCGCAGGUAAGGCACAGUCCCCAAGCCUACCAAAUAUGUUCAUGGACUCACAGCUUCCACCUCCCCCUGUGUCUCCGGAGGGCCUCCCUGCAGACAACAGAGGAGCCAGGAAGUAGAGCUGGCAUUGACCAAUGGUUACAGCAGCAGAGUCCUUCUGCCUCGCCCCCUGGGCCCCUGGCUCUCCCCUAGGACCAGGUUCAGGAUGGGGGUCCUAGGGCAUCAGCUGACCUCAGGCACAAGCAGUGUGUAGUGGUGAGCCUGGAGACAGAACUUCUCAACUGUAGAACUGACAGUGCCCACGAGCAGUCAUGCUCAAAGCCAACUGGUGAACUCAAACCAACCUGGACGGCUGUGUCUUUUACAAUGGCCUUAAAUGUAGCAAGAAACUGACUGGGACGAAACCAAGUUUACAAAGUGGACCACCAUACACGUUAACAGUCUGGGGCAAGCACGGUGAAGCUGCCCCAGACACAGCUGAUUCUGUUGAGCAUGCUUAACCUGCUUGCUGCCUUAUAUUUGCUUUGGGAGGCACGGGAAAAUAAAACAUGAAUUCAGAUAGAGAAA